Messenger RNA from Ananas comosus (pineapple), 2008 nucleotides. RefSeq names its product pentatricopeptide repeat-containing protein At1g02150. The transcript is spliced from 2 exons. Lineage: Eukaryota; Viridiplantae; Streptophyta; Magnoliopsida; Poales; Bromeliaceae. Gene Ontology annotation, cellular component: mitochondrion. Gene Ontology annotation, molecular function: protein binding. The coding region runs from base 66 to 1568 and encodes 500 amino acids. The record is from RefSeq and is a predicted model, not a curated record.
CCGCCCCCAAACAUAUACGACCCCGUCCGCUUCGUCCCAAAACCAUCCCGCGAUAAACCCUAGAAAUGCUCCUCCGAUCCCCUCCUCCCCCCACUCUCUCCUCCUUCCCCCCCUUCGCCUACUCCCGAAUCCCUUUAGGGUUUCGCUCCCCCGCGCUCUUCGCGAGGAAGGAGAAGGAGAGGAGGCUCUUCGUCCCCAUCCGAUGCGCGUCGAUAUCGCAGAUCCACAGCUACGGGACGGUGGAUUUCGAGCGGAGACCCGGGCUCAAAUGGAGCUCGCUCUACCGCCGCAUCGCGACGAUGGAGAACGAGGGCCUCCGAUCCGGCGCCGUGCUCGAUCGGUGGGAGGAGGAGGAGCAGCGCCUCUCCAAGUGGGAGCUCUGCCGCGUCGCCAAGGAGCUCCGCAAGUUCCGCCGCUUCAGGCUCGCCCUCGAGGUUUAUGAGUGGAUGGCUGAUCAAGGAGAUAGAUUUGCAUUCACGUCCAGUGACAUGGCUAUCCAGGUGGAUCUCCUUGCCAAAGUGCACGGUAUUUCACGUGCAGAAGAGCACUUCUCAAAGCUCCCUGAUGUCUUGAAGGACAAGCGCACUUACGGUGCUCUUCUAAAUGUUUAUGGACAGGCAAAGAUGAAAGAGAAAGCUGAGGCCAUUGUCGAAACAAUGAGAAACAGUGGGUACGCAAUCGAUCCACUUCCCUUCAAUGUGAUGAUGACUCUGUACAUGAAUGUUGGAGAACAUGAUAAAGUUCCUAAGAUCAUUCAGGAAAUGAGGGAAAAGAACAUAAAAUAUGACAUUUAUUCCUACAAUAUCUGGAUAACAAAUUGUGCAGCGAUGCAAAAUGUAGAGGAGAUGGAAAGAGUGGUAGCUUUGAUGACUUCUGAUAGCAAUAUUAAUGCAAAUUGGACCACUUACACAACACUCGCAACCAUGUAUAUUAGAUUGGGCAACUUCGAAAAGGCUCAAAAUUGCCUAAAAGAAGCUGAAAUUAGAAUGACAGGUAGAGAUCGAACACCCUUUAAUUAUCUCAUCGGGCUUUAUACCAGCAUAGGGAAGAAGGAAGAUGUCUAUCGAAUUUGGAACUGGUACAAAAGAAGCUUCCCCACAAUGUUGAAUUUAGGAUAUCAAUCGAUGCUAUCAGCUCUGAUCAGGCUAGGUGAUCUUGAUGGUGCUGAAAUGAUCUAUGAAGAAUGGAUGUCCAAUGCGUCAAAUUACGAUCCCAAGAUAUGCAACAUUUUAGUGGGUUGGUAUGCUAGAAAUGGUUUUGUCCGAAAAGCCAAAAAAGGCAUUGAUCGUUUGAUUGAGAAAGGUGGAAAGCCGAAACCUAUCACAUGGGAAGUCCUCGCAGAAGGCUAUAUAAAUGAGAAGCAGCUGUCUGAGGCAUUGUCGUGUAUGAAAGAGGCUGCUUCUUAUGAAGGUGUGAACAAUUGGAGGCCGAAACCAGCAAACAUUGCUAGCCUUGUGGCACUUUGCAAUGAGAAGAAUGAAGCAGGGAGUAGAGAUUUGUUGGCAGAGAUACUAAGAAGUAGAGGGUUUCAUGAAAGGGAGGAGUACAAGUCGUUGAUUAGCUCAUAACAUAUCAAGGAAGCUAAUGCUGCGACAAUCUUUGAUUUUGCCUGAGAGGGAAUUAGAGUGGCUUGGCCGCUCAUAGUUUCAAGUGUUUAUUAUUCCGAAUCUUAAUAAAGUCUCUGUGCUGAAUUUUGUUUUGUCAAUAAUCGUGGCUGGAGAUAUGAGGUAUUAAUACGUACCUUACUGGAUUAUUAGACCAGCUGAUGCUCCAAAGAUGAAGAUAACAGGAACCUGAGCCUGGAAUGCACACUAUUUCGGCAUUCUUCUAAUUCUUCUGAGCACUUUCCGGAGCCAUUUUAUGUUUUUUUAAGCCCAGGUUAGUUGUUUUAUUUAUCAACAUAUAAGCUCUUAAGAUGUUUCUUAUUAGGACCAGAGGAAUAUAGAGGUUGCUGCUUUGUUAUUUCAUAUCUUUUAAAUACUAAAGCUACAGUUUUUUUUUUUUUUUU